Molecule: messenger RNA, 1071 nt
Organism: Clonostachys solani
Lineage: Eukaryota; Fungi; Ascomycota; Sordariomycetes; Hypocreales; Bionectriaceae
Source: the annotation of a GenBank genome assembly
AUGAGUCGCACAGCACUUGUCACGGGCGCCAGCGGGUAUAUUGCCCUCCACGUCGUCAACUUUCUUCUUCAGGAUGGGUGGACUGUCCACGGAACGGUCCGAAGUCUGAAGAACGCUGAGAAAAUAAAGCCUAUCCUAGCAUUAGAGAAAGGUUCCCCUGGCACGCUUCGGCUUUUCGAGGCGGAUCUGCUUGAUGAAGGCUCCUUUCUGGAGUCCAUGCAAAGCUGCGAUGUCGUCAUCCACGUCGCAUCGCCUUGCAUAAUGCCAGAGCACAUCAAAGAUCCCCAAAGGCAACUAGUUACACCAGCCCUUGAAGGUACACGCAACGUACUAGAUAGCGUCAACAAGACGCCGUGCGUACAGCGGGUUAUUCUGACAUCAUCCGCUCGUACUAACACGAUGUACAAAGAGGCUGCUAUGCGAGGUAACGCUGAUGAAGCAUUAUUGAUGGAAAACCACACCGUCCAUGAAAGCUACUGGAACGAAGCAAGUUCUAUAAGCCAUAAUGCUUACGCUUACUCAAAAACAUUAGCAGAGCGAGAGGCUUGGAAGAUGGCCGAUGCCCAAAACAGAUGGAAGCUCGUUACCAUAUGCCCAAGCACAGUUGUGGGACCCAGCCUCACUCCGAACUCGGCUUCAGCAAGUCUGGACCUCAUUGAGCAAAUCAUGAAUGGAAGUAUGAUUUUUGGAGUGCCUGAUAUGAACAUGCCUAUGGUUGACGUACGGGAGGUGGCACUGGCCCACGUCCGAGCUACCAAGAUACCAGAAGCUCGUGGUAGAUACAUACUCUCGAGACACGAGGUCACUAGUCUCUUAGAGAUUGCGCUCAUUAUCCGAUCGGUUCACAACUACCGCUGGAUUGUACCCUUCUGGAAGCUUCCUGACUGGAUUGUUCGGCUUACUGCACCUCUUGUCGGCGUGACAAGAAAGUAUAUAGACUGUAACCUUGGAAUCAAGUUUACGGUGGACAAUUCGAGAAGCAAGUCGGAGCUCGGGAUAGAGUACCGGUCUUUGGAUGAGUCUCUAACUGAUCAGUACAAUCAACGCGUCCUUGAUAAAGCAAGGAAAUAG